This is a messenger RNA of Diuraphis noxia (Russian wheat aphid), 1232 nucleotides long. Its product is annotated as 2-aminoethanethiol dioxygenase. NCBI's taxonomy places the organism in Eukaryota, Metazoa, Arthropoda, Insecta, Hemiptera, Aphididae. Gene Ontology annotation, cellular component: mitochondrion. Gene Ontology annotation, molecular function: oxidoreductase activity, acting on single donors with incorporation of molecular oxygen, incorporation of two atoms of oxygen. The record is from RefSeq and is a predicted model, not a curated record.
UAUUAACGCUAUUAAACUAUAUUAAAGUGGAAGUCACUUAACGGAAUUUUACAUGUUCUCUUCUGUUAAUUUAAUAAAAAAAAUAUAUUUUCCGAUCAGUCUUAUGUUCACGAUCAUAGUUUAUUUACGCAUUUUUAUACGUAAAACUGUAAAUCUUAAACAUUAUUUUUUAGUAAAAUUGUGUGCAUCGGGUAUUAUGACAUCAAAAAUCGAAUGUGUUGUUAGACAAGCAAUAACUACAUUUUCUGGUUCAUAUACAUCAAAGGCUUUUCACGAUAAUUUGAUUAAAUUGAAACGUAAUGCCAAUGAAUUGGACGCACGGUCAAUUGGCUUAGAUUUUAGAUUAUUGAGAUGGGAUACAUAUGAAUUGAACAACAAUCUAGAUAAAUUGUCUGGAUCCACAUUUAUACGACGUCAUCAAGCUCCCGUUACUUACAUUGAAGUGUUUGAAGAUGAAAAUGUAUCAAUCGGAGUGUUUGUGUUGAGAGAUGGUGCUAAAAUACCUUUACAUGAUCAUCCUUACAUGUAUGGUGUGUUGAAAGUUAUUUAUGGUAAAGUUAAAAUACAAAGUUACACUCCUGUGCAUAAGGAUUAUAGCCAAAUAAAGGACUGUAACAUUGGUGCAAUAAAAUUGACACCAAUUAUUGUUGGGGAAACAGAUGAUCCGUGUGUGCUGUGUCCAGUGGAAGGAAAUAUUCAUCAAGUGGAUACUAUUGAUGGUCCAGCCGCUUUUGUUGAUAUAUUAGCUCCACCGUAUAAAACUGAUAUUCCAGAAGUAGGGAAUAGAUGUUGCAGGUACUUUAAAGAAGUAAAUAUAUCUAAAGAUAUCAAAUUAGCUAUUAUAUCAGAUCCUAAAGAUUACUGGAGUGAUACAUCUCCAUAUACUGGACCUCAAUUUGAUAUACAUUUUGAACCUAAAACUUAAUUGUUACAUUCUUCAAACACUUUUGUACAUCAUGUAAUAUAAAAUAAUAUUAUUUUAUGACUACUAGUCAGCAGUGCCUAAAUUUAACGAUUAUUGUACAUAUACAUUUCAUUUUAUAUUAGUAAUGGGAGUUUGUGUAUUUUAAGUUUUAUAAUUUACAGUAUUUUUCAAUAAUAAUAUUUUUUUUAUCAGACAUUGGUAUUAUAAUGAGAUGUAAUUUAGGCUUUAAGAAAGAUACUUAAUUAUUUAGAUAACUAUUUUUAUAAAUUAUUAGUUWAUUUUCUAUACAAUAGAAAAUGUAAUUAAA